AUGCUGCACCGCGACCUUCAGAGGCUCUGCCUCUUUCCCGUCAUCUGGUUCGUUCUCUCCUUUGGCGGCAUCGCGAGCGCGUCCAUCGGCGACCGGCUGCCUGAGUUUAGGGAGUGUUUGAAAGACUGCACGGACACAAGCUGUGGGGAGAAAGGGCUAUCAAUACCACUCCAACACCGUCUCCUCUUGUGGGACUGCCCCCAAGAAUGCGAUUAUGUGUGCCAGCACAUCAUAACCGAACAGCGACUCGCACGCGAACCGCCCUACCUCGAACCAGUCGUCCAAUUCCACGGCAAAUGGCCCUUUUACCGCUUCCUCGGAAUGCAGGAGCCCGCCAGUGUCCUCUUCUCCCUCUUCAACUUCUUGGCGCAUGAUCAUGGAAUCAAACAGAUCAAAGAGAACAUACCCGCGAGAUAUGCGCUGCGGAAAUACUACUUGCUCUUUGGAUACUUUGGCAUGAUGAGCUGGAUAUUUAGUAUGAUGUUCCACACCAGGGACUUCAACGUGACGGAGAAGCUGGAUUACUUCGCUGCAGGCGCGAGCGUCAUGUAUGGGAUGUUCUACACGCCCAUCAGGAUCUUUCGGCUCGAUCGUCCGGACAGCUUCAACGGCAAGACAGGGACUGUCCUGAGGUUGUGGACGUUGAUAUGCGCAAGCGCGUACCUGAUGCACAUUGGGUACUUGACGUUUGUACGAUUCGACUAUACAUACAAUAUGGCUGCGAAUGUGGUAGUGGGACUGGUUCAAAACGUAAUGUGGACAUGGUUCUCCAUCCAGCGGUUCAGGAAAGUUGGAAGGUUGUGGGCAGCGUGGCCGGGGUUGAUUGUAUUUUGGAUCAUCUUCGCGAUGAGUUUGGAAUUGUUUGAUUUCCCGCCGUGGUGGGGGAUGGUGGAUGCACACGCGUUGUGGCAUUUGGGAACGGUUGGGCCAACGAUUUGGUGGUACAACUUCCUGGUCAAGGACGCUCAGGCAGAUCUCCAGAGUGCACGACUAAAGCAGUAG
Zasmidium cellare ATCC 36951 is the source of this 1002-nucleotide messenger RNA. RefSeq lists its product as uncharacterized. Gene Ontology annotation, molecular function: hydrolase activity, acting on ester bonds. Gene Ontology annotation, biological process: GPI anchor biosynthetic process. The transcript has 4 exons. Gene Ontology annotation, cellular component: endoplasmic reticulum membrane. The record is from RefSeq and is a predicted model, not a curated record. NCBI's taxonomy places the organism in Eukaryota, Fungi, Ascomycota, Dothideomycetes, Mycosphaerellales, Mycosphaerellaceae. Bases 1 to 1002 code for a protein of 333 amino acids.